Amoebophrya sp. A25 is the source of this 2289-nucleotide messenger RNA. Lineage: Eukaryota; Dinophyceae; Syndiniales; Amoebophryaceae. The record is from the annotation of a GenBank genome assembly.
CUGGCAGUGCCCCCAUCUCGGGCAGUCGCGGCACCUGGCCACCGAUCGGGAUGGAGCCUCGUGAGUUUUUCUGCAAGAUCUACCGGCGCACGUGUGGCCGCCACCUGACUGAUAUUGAGAAGCAUGGCGGCGACAAACUCGGCCACUUUGUCACGCGGGUCGCCGCGUGGGCGUGACCGCACAAGAGCAGUAAUCGAGGAAAGUUGCCGCAACCACUCGACGCGCAACCACCCAUGGGGGGGCAUGUUGUUCGGACACUCAGCAGGCGAGGCUCUGUCUGUGAGGUAAGCACGAUGAUGAUCCACUCUGUCUUAAACAUGCACGCACCUUGGUCCACCCCACAUUCGCGCACUUUGAGAACUAUCUUCAGUCAUCUUCAUGCUAUUACACGAUCUAUAUCUACUUACAGAUAUGUCAUCUACAGCUUUUCCAUGUAGUUGACGUUCGCUAAAUUACUAUUCACAACUUCUACUUAUAAAAACUUCCAGGUACACUGAUCGCUGCUUGACACUUGAGGAAACCAUGACUGUCGCGUACUAUCGAAGUUUGUGCGGGGCUUCGACGGUUUAUCCCAACAAUCUGGGCGGGGUCUAAGUACGCGUGCGGCGUGACCCGUGAGAAAAUCGAGGAGAUGCUCGUAGUUGCCUACAAUUGCACUGGACUCACGCAGGUACAUCUAUGGUCACUUGUUCAGGUCUUGGUUUGGACCACAGAAGAUGCACCAUGACCAUGCAAUUAGGACACUUGCGUCUUUAUGAUGAGUAAGAGGAUCACUUAUGAUGAGUAAGAGGAUCACUUGAUCACAAAAGCGUAGAAAUGGAGCAGCAUCGUGUAGGAGCUGAUAUUAUAAUUACACAAACUAGUUCAGAUUGUUUUUUUGUGCUGGUUGUAAUUCCUUGAUGUAGAAUGGGCUAGCAGACGGGUUGUAAAUAAUCAGCACUUUUUCUUCAUCUCAGGUCGGUUGCGAUCAAAAUGAUCCGAGCCUGGUACUACGCCUUUUCGUAGCGCCUACCCCACGGAGCUGGUUGUUGUAGGCAUUAUUCAUGAGAGAUCAUCGCUGAGUUCUUCCGUAGCAUCGUUGAUUUUUACCGUGCCGUAAGGUCGCGCGUGGCGAGCAACGCUGUGAUCGUUGAGACUGGUCCGCCCAAGCUCUACUUCCGCACUUCGGCUACCAUGAAAAUCGCGGGCACCGAGAAGCGAACGGUGCAGUACGUGAAGGAACUACAUCAUGUCGCGAGUGAGACAAGAACCGCCUCCACACCUUCCCGGCAUGUUGCUUUGGCACCUGCUUUCAAACAGAUGGCUCGCGCCAUGACUGCUAUUGCCGGCCUCCGCUUGUUUGCUGAAAAACGUCCAGAGACGCACUACCGCAGCCUUUCAGCAAGGGGAAACUGGUACUGCCGGCGUCGACGGCCCAGUCUUUGUAUUGUUUGAUGCAUUUUUAGGCCGUACCGAAUUCAAAGACGACAAUAAGACACAUCAGAUGGAAAAAGACUGAGCAGGGCGCUGCUCGAGGGCUCUAUGCAUGGCAUCACAGAGGAAGGCAGCGAUGAGCCUAUGGGGAUCCAACAUCGAGAAGCGGAAGAUGCCGAAGGUGAGCGUAUCUUUGAAACGAAUUCUCGCACUGGUUUUGUUACCCGAGCAUUGAUGUCGGUCGAGGAGGAAGCUCCUCACAACUAAAACUCUCCACAUCAGUCCGUCGCAGCUUGUCACUUUUUCCCCGGUCAAGUGCUUCUAUGGGAAAAACAUGCUGUGUUUGACCCCUUCGCACCUGGGACUCUUGCCCCUCAAGGCUCUAGAAGUCCUUGUGCUCUUGCUGACACCGAAGCCGGACAGAAAUACAAAAAGCAUUUACUCGAUUCUGUGGACAAAUAUGAGACGUAUGCAGAAGCGUUGCUUGCCCUGACAAAGUGGGAAAAUCAAGUGGCGCUUCAACGUCACCGUAGGAAGCUGUUGAGGUCAGGGCAGAGUAAUCAAAUGGUCAAAUUCCUUACCUCAACUGUACGGGAUUAAGUGGGUGAGAUUUUUGAAGAUCACAGCGGAGAUGACGCCCUCCUCCAAAAGCAGAAAAAAUACCUCGCAACUGUUUGGGAAAAAUGCGGAGGAACUACGCUCUGGCUGAACUAUGAAACCGGGAAAGAAGGCCUUUGUGCUCAGGAAUUGUUUCACAACGAACUGGGUACAGCGAUGGUUUUGUUCAGGGAAGUAAAGCAGCCCUCUAUGAGGUUCUGGCUCAGAGAAAAGGCUGGGUCCAGCAGUAUGACGAGCACAGGCGCGACUUCCACUUCU